AUGUCAGGCGGAUACACUGGUGCUGGUAGGUCAUGAUUUUUAGAGGUUUUUUUUGAGUUUUGGGAGUGUUUUUGAAAAUUUUUUUGAAGUUUUGAUAGAUUUAAAAACUUCAUAAAAUUUUUUGGAUCUUUUUUUGAUUUAUGAAAUUUUGAUCAAAUUUUAAACUUUUUUUUUUAAAUUUUUUAAAAGUUUUAUAAUGUUUUUUGGAUAUUUUUAAAAAUUUUUUUGGAUUUUUUGAACUUUUUUGAUCUUAAUUUAUGAAAUUUUCAAUAUUUUUAAUUUUUGGAAAUUUAUAAUUAUUUUUUUAUUUCAAAUUUUAACUUCACCCUUUCAGGACUCGUUCCCUCCAAUGGCGAAUUCUACGGUUCAGGCUACGGUGAGCGCGUGUUGGCCCCACCAGAGAUUCAACAGAAAUAUGCUGGCAAGCCCGCCUUCUUCGACGCUGACCAUGGCGUUCUCUUCGAUGGUGAAUAUGCCUACAUUUACCAAGCCCAACCAGAGCAAGCUCAAGGUCUUUCGCUGGAGAAUGAAGUCAACACCGGUCUCGAGAAGAGCUUCCAUCUAGGCAAUGGUACCGAAGGUGACGUAGAGGAGCACCGCAACGCCCUCUCUUCGACCUAUCUGUUGGACUCGCCCGCUGGAGCCGUCUACCAAUAA
This is a messenger RNA of Bursaphelenchus okinawaensis, 657 nucleotides long. The record is from the annotation of a GenBank genome assembly. Lineage: Eukaryota; Metazoa; Nematoda; Chromadorea; Rhabditida; Aphelenchoididae.